GAUUAAAAAAAAGUAAGAAUAAUUUCCCGAGUACAUACUCAAUGCAUUAUCAAUCUUUUUCAGUUGUUUUGUAUCUACUUACGCUAAUACUUUUGGUUCCUGAACCAUACACUCAAAUUCUAGGAUGGUAAAAUCGUGAAUGUUUCUUCAACGUUGUAUAACUGCUAUUGAUUUAUUGAGCACUGCUUAAAUCAUUUUCACUUAUCAGAGGCAACAGGGCUUCUAGCAUUUAUUAAUCAGACUUGUGAAACGGGCAUGAUACAUGUACAUAAAUAACCUUCUCGAGCACAAACAGCACGCUUUUUACACCCUGUCAAUUGGGAUUUCCAGAACGACAAUUUCCGUAAGUAGCCGGAGUUAAAAAUCCCCAAACCUCGCUGGCGAAGGGAGUCGAAGAUACCCGAAUGUUGACGUCACCCCCGUUGGGGGGGGAGCAGCCGAGCAUUUCCGGAAGCAACCGACGUUUUCCGAACCUGUCCGUCCUGCCGGACUGCUGGAGGCGGCCGCAGCGCCAUGUUGAGCGAAAUCUCCCUUCUCACUGAAAAAGGACUUUUAAAAUAACAAUUACUGAGCAAGAAACAUUAAGUAACUGAAGAAGGAAAAACCGGCGACAUCCCUCUGGGAAGCAGAACCGAACCGGAAUCGAGGAAGCCCCGGCCGGGGAGGGGGAAAGCAACCCCCCCGCCGUCCCCAUGAAGAUAAAACCCCAAUAAAAGCGACUCUUUCCAUUAAAAAGGCAUUUUUUUUGUACUGUCCCAGUACAGCACAGGGAUUAAGGGCCUGGUCCGGGGGGAAAUCUGUCGCUGUACUUUUUUUUUUUAGAUGUGUACAAUAUAUUUUUUACACCUCUGUAUCAAUAUUUAUUAUUGCCUACAUCUAUUUUUCUUUUGUUGAAUUUUUUUGCGAUGAGUUUGCCGCCGAAAGCGGUACCGAAAUCAGCCGCUGCCGCAGGAAGUGGACCCGGAACCGGGCCGUCUCCGCCGAGCCAACUGCGGGCUCUCCCGACCUCCGUGGCGUUACCGGGAGCCCCGGCCGCCCCGCAGCCGCCCGCCGCGCCGCCGCCACCGCCGCCGCCGCAGAUUUCCAGAGUACAGCCUCCGCUAGAGGAUCGGAUCUUCCCUGGACAGCCCGGAGUCACUGCUGUCUACAGUGUACCAAGGCCACCUGGCCCUCCAUAUUCAACACACGAAAUCACCAAGGGACACCCUAACCUUGCGGCCACGCCGCCCGGGCACGCCUCUUCCCCAGGACUCUCUCAGGUAUCAGUAUCCACAGUACACCUAUAUCGCUACCUUAUGGGCUGGGAGUCAGGCGGAGGGUCUCCAUACACCUCUGGACAGAAUGCUGGUACCACACCAUUGGUGUACCCUCCCCCCACACAGCCAAUGAAUGCACAGCCACAGACGCGCCCGUUUGCAACGGGGCCUCGUCCUACCCAUCACCAGGGAGGAUUCAGGCCGAUACAGUUUUUCCAGAGGACUCAGAUGCAAACGGCACGAGCCACCAUUCCAAGUAAUAACCCUUCCAUUCGGCCUGGAUCCCAGACUCCCACUGCUGCUGUCUAUCCCCCAAACCAGCCCAUCAUGAUGGCCAUGACACCCAUGCCUUUCCCCUCGCCACAGACAGCCCAGUACUACAUACCCCAGUAUCGACACAGCACUCCCUACGUUGGGCCUCCACAGCAGUAUUCAGUGCAGCCUCCAGGGCCCAACACCUUCUACCCUGGACCUGGCCCAGGAGAGUUCCCCACACCAUACGCACCACCCUAUUACACUGGCCAGACGGUGUACACCCCCUCUCCACCCAUCAUAGUGCCUACACCGCAACAACCUCCACCUGCCAAGAGAGAGAAGAAAACGAUCCGUAUUCGAGAUCCCAACCAGGGUGGGAAGGACAUCACGGAAGAGAUCAUGUCUGGAGGGGGCGGGAGCCGAAAUCCAACACCUCCUGUGGGAAGACCUUCCUCAACUCCCACCCCACCACAGUUUUUAUGUCCACACCCUCAUUAUCCUCACAUUUUCUACCUCAAAUCCCAGCAGCUGAGCAACCAGGUCCCAGAUCACGGGCACAUGCUGUACAGUGUGGAGAAUCCCCAGCUUAUUGCUGCAGCCGUGGACAUAAAGCCAGACGACAAGCCAAAACUGGACAUUACUGCGCUGAAGUCUUCAUCCCCGGGGCUGCGACUGCCUGACACCCUUGCUGACAAGAAAGAGCCCAGUGGGCCUGCACAGGACUCCUCUCCCCCUGAAAAACUAGAGCUUCCCACCUCCAGUCCAGCUGUGGUGCCCGGCCCAGUCACGGCCACCUCUGUGCCCAUUGCUGGCUCCUGUAAGCCCGUGCUUCUGGGGGAACGGGCGGAACCGCCGGCUCCAAAGGAGGAGCCAAAGCCAGCUUGCUCUGUCUCUCCUCAGCCCGAGAGCUCUGACUUUGAGCGGGCCAUGCCGGAACUGCCCAGGAGUCUUUCCACUUCUCCGGCCCCCGCUGUAAAGGAGAUGAACGGCCUGAGUGAAAAAGAGGCCGCCUCUCCUUGCAGUGACUCGGACUCGCAAUCCCGGGAGCUGGCCUCUCCAUCCCAGUCUCAGCCUGCAGCUUCCAACUCCAGUGCAGAUGCCCAGGAAGUCGUUUCUAGAGAGGUCCGGGCGGAGAGUCCUCAGACAAAUCUUGCGGCUGUUGCCCCAGCUGCAGCUGCCUCCCCUUCCUUCAUCACCACUGCUGCUAUCACUACUGCUGCUGCUGCUGCUCCUCCUCCUCCUGGCCUCCUGGUGGCCAGUCAGGGAACUGCUGAGUCAGGGGAGGCCAGGAGAAUCACUGUGGGCUCAGAGGUGAAAGAGAAUCCCCCUAAAGCAGGAGCGGGAGCAGAGGUUACACAGGAUGAAAAGCCCAACUCCCUGCCACAAGCUGGCUCCAGAAAAGGCCCCAGUACGGCCCAUGCUGCUCCUACUGCACCAAAGACCUGGAAGAAACCAAAAGAAGGGACUCCAGUAGGAGAAGUGCCAGAGAAAGAGAGUGAGCCUGAGCCCCGGGAGGAGCUGAGUGCAGAGAGGGCCCCCGACCCCGAGCUGGAGCGCUGCAGUCCCGUGCCGCCGGAGGGCGAGAAGAAGCCCCCCGUGCCGGAAGAGAACGGGGAGCAGGAGCCGGAGCCCGUGAGGAACGGCGGCGAGCACAUCUCCGAAACCGAGAGCAGCGACAGCGGUGUCGCCCCCGGGGAAAAAGAGGGUUCCACAGAGCCCAUGGAGACUGAAGGGAAGAAGCAGUAUGACCGGGAGUUCCUGCUAGGCUUCCAGUUCAUGCCCGCUUGUGUGCAGAAACCAGAGGGACUACCGCCUAUCAGCGAUGUGGUGCUGGACAAGAUCAACCAAAACAAGCUGCCCAUGAGAACACUAGACACAAGAGUGAUCUCGCGAGGCCCCGACUUCACCCCUGCCUUCGCUGACUUCGGCCGGCAAAUUUCAGGAGGACGAGGAGCUGCUCUCCUGAACGCAGGGCCUCGGCGGCCCCAGCCGCGCAAGAUCAUCAUGAACGUGUCGGUGAACGACGAGGUGCAGCUGAAGAAGGCUGAGCACGCCUGGAAGCCCACCCUGAAGAGAGAGGGGCCCUCUGAGGACCCCGAGGCACAGAAAACAAAGGAGCUCUUCCGCAAGGUGCGCAGCAUCCUGAACAAGCUGACCCCCCAGAUGUUCAACCAGCUCAUGAAGCAGGUGACGGAGCUGACGAUUGACACAGAGGAGCGCCUCAAGGGGGUCAUUGACCUGGUCUUCGAGAAAGCCAUCGACGAGCCCAGCUUCUCUGUGGCCUAUGCCAACAUGUGCCGCUGCCUCGCCACGCUCAAAGUGCAAAUGGCAGAUAAGCCGAACAGCACGGUGAACUUUCGCAAGCUGCUGUUAAACCGCUGCCAGAAAGAGUUUGAGAGGGACAAAGUGGACGAUGACGUGUUUGAGAGGAAACAGAAGGAACUGGAGUCGGCCUCAUCAUCCACGGAGCGCGAGCAACUGCAGGAGGAGCUGGAGGAAGCCAAGGACAAGGCGAGGCGACGCUCCAUUGGGAAUAUCAAGUUCAUUGGGGAGCUCUUCAAACUUAAGAUGCUGACAGAGGCCAUCAUGCAUGACUGUGUGGUUAAGCUGCUGAAGAAUCAUGAUGAGGAAUCCCUCGAGUGCCUGUGCCGGCUCCUCACCACUAUCGGGAAGGACUUGGACUUUGAAAAGGCAAAGCCUCGUAUGGAUCAGUAUUUCAACCAAAUGGAGAAAAUUGUGAAGGAGCGAAAAACAUCAUCCCGAAUCCGCUUCAUGUUACAGGACGUGAUCGAUCUCAGGCUGAAUAUUUGGGUGUCACGGAGAGCAGAUCAGGGCCCCAAAACCAUUGAGCAGAUCCACAAGGAGGCCAAGAUCGAGGAGCAGGAGGAGCAGAGGAAAGUUCAUCAGCAGCUGCUAUCCAAGGACAAGAGGAGACCAGUGAUGCAGAGAGAAGAGACCUGGAACACUGUGCCUGUGACCAAGAAUAGCCGGACGAUAGACCCUAGCAAGAUCCCAAAAAUCUCUAAGCCUACGAUAGAUGAUAAGAUCCAGUUGGGUCCCAGAGCUCAGCUGAGCUGGGUUAAGGGCAGUAGUGGAGGAGCCAAGUCCAGUGACUCAGAUUCAUCCCGUUCCAGCACCACCAGCUUAAACCGUUUCUCUCCCCUCCAGUCGUCCCUGCCUGCGGCCACUGUGUCUCCAGCAGUGACCUCAGACUACGAGUCUCGGAGAAGUCUCAGCGGCCGUGGCAGCGCCGGUCGGGAAAGGAACGAUAAGCCGAUGCCCGCAGCCCCUUCUCGGACCGGACCCUUCACGAGGGGCGGCAGCAGCAAGGACCUGCUGGACAGCCAGGCUCAGGAGGAGCAGAGGCACGACAUGCUGGAGACGGUCAAGCAGCUGACAGUCGCCGAGGAGAAGCCGGAGGCCGAGAGCAGUCGAGCUCGGGACACCGGAAAGUCUGAGACUCCAGCGGCCCUGACAGCAGACAAGCCUACAAUGACGGAAGAGGAAAUGGAACGAAAAUCCAAAUCCAUUAUUGAUGAGUUUCUGCACAUUAACGACUAUAAGGAAGCAGUACAGUGUGUGGAGGAGCUUGAUCAGCUAGCACUUCUACAUGUAUUUGUCCGGGUGGGUGUGGAGUCCACACUGGAGAGGAGUCAAAUCACAAGAGAUCACAUGGGGCAGCUGUUCUUCCAACUGGUGCAGUCUGGAACCCUCUCCAAGCAAGAGUUUUUCAAAGGGUUUGCAGACACAUUGGAGUUGGCGGACGAUAUGGCCAUUGACAUUCCUCAUAUAUGGCUGUAUCUCGCAGAGCUGGUCAACCCCAUGUUCCGUGACGGAGGAAUCUCUAUGAGAGAAUUAUUUACUGAAUUUAGCAAACCUUUACUUCCUGUGGGAAGAGCUGGGAUAUUAUUUUCUGAAAUACUGCACUUACUAUGCAAACAAAUGAGCCAUAGGAAAGUGGGGGCCUUAUGGAGGGAAUCGGGGUUGAACUGGGUGGAUUUCCUGCCAGAGGGUGAAGAUGUGCACAACUUUAUCUCUGAUCUGAAACUAGAGUUCACUAUAUCGGACUGCUCAAGUCCCACUGAAGCACUUUCAAAGAGAGAGCUUUCUCCCGAUGAACUGAACAAACAGCUAGAGAAGCUCCUUCUAGAGGACAUGGCUAGCGACGAACAAAUCUUCGACUGGGUAGAGGCCAAUUUAGAUGAAUCUCAAAUGAGUUCACCUCCAUUCCUUAGAGCUUUAAUGACAGCUGUGUGUAAGGCAGCAGUGAAAGGUGAGAGCACAGCAUGUCGAGUGGACACUGCCAUUAUCCAGAGAAGAUUGCCUGUAUUACUCAAGUACCUUAACUCAGAUACUGAGAGACAAUUGCAAGCACUUUAUGCACUUCAAGCAUUGAUAGUUAAACUUGAUCAACCUCCUAAUUUGCUACGGAUGUUUUUUGACUGUUUGUACGAUGAAGACGUGAUCUCAGAAGAUGCUUUCUACAAAUGGGAGUCGAGCAAGGACCCUGCUGAGCAGCUGGGCAAGGGAGUAGCGCUGAAGUCAGUCACAGCCUUUUUCACAUGGCUUAGGGAAGCUGAAGAGGAAUCGGAAGAUAAUUGACGAGAGGAGAGAAUCUUCGCCAAUUAGUGCAGAAAGGCCAAUUGUUGCUGAACACAAUGAAAAGAAAAAACAUGCACAGAUAGAUGAAAAAAGGUUGAAAACUUCAUGGUACGGUUCUAAGACUUGCAGCAAUUUGAGUUUGAGUUCACAGGCGAGAGCACUAAACAUGUAUUAUUUAUAGAAAAUAUUUUUGUUUUAAAUUUUAAAACCUUCUUUUGUUACUUUUUAAGAAAGACUUUAAAACCAAUUUCUGUGCAACAAAGACAAAUAGGUUCUGAACUCUUUAAUUUAUUAUUUUUUUAAGGACUGCAAAUAUGGAAGUUUAUUUAACAUUUGCAGAUGCUCACGAGAAGGAGACGAGCGCGGACGAUAAAAAAUAAUCGUGAAAGAAUAAUUGCCUCCCUGGAUUCCAAACUGUUUGGUGAAAAACAGGGUAAAGAAAUGCUCUUUUGGGGAGGGGGGUGGGUGGGUCAGUGGGUGGUGGGGGGGAGACACAGGAAGGGCAGAUGUUUAAAAGACAUCAGAGGUUAAAGGUUAUUAUUAAAUAACCACAAAAACUCUUCCUUCUGCUUUGGCUUGCUCUAAGUGAUAUGUAUAUUAUCCUCCAAACGGGCAGAAAUCCGCAUUCAGAAGACAAUACAGUCUGCAAGAACUUCAAAUGAACAACAAUGAAGAAUUAAGAAUUAAGUGAACGUACAGACAGCAACUUGUACAAAAAUCAAAUAACGUAUGGUUGCUGAACAUAAAGUGCUUGUAAUACUUCAGACUUAUAGAGCAAAUUUAAAGCUUGUAAAUACAUUAAAGAAAAAAGAUAUUUAAAAAAACUAA
This is a messenger RNA of Lepisosteus oculatus (spotted gar), 6941 nucleotides long. It is a transcript of the gene eif4g3b, whose product is annotated as eukaryotic translation initiation factor 4 gamma, 3b. The record is from RefSeq and is a predicted model, not a curated record. Gene Ontology annotation, cellular component: eukaryotic translation initiation factor 4F complex. NCBI's taxonomy places the organism in Eukaryota, Metazoa, Chordata, Actinopteri, Semionotiformes, Lepisosteidae. Gene Ontology annotation, molecular function: translation initiation factor activity; protein binding; mRNA binding.